This is a messenger RNA of Ambispora gerdemannii, 159 nucleotides long. NCBI's taxonomy places the organism in Eukaryota, Fungi, Glomeromycota, Glomeromycetes, Archaeosporales, Ambisporaceae. The record is from the annotation of a GenBank genome assembly.
AAUUUGGAGGACGCAGGUAUCGAACUAUAUGAUAAUAUAGCAAAAAGACAAGAAGUCAUGUAUGAUUACAGUUGGGAUUCUGUGAAAUGCAAGGCAAAAUGCAACUAUUAUGAUGGUGGCACCUCUAACUUUCACAAGCACUUAAAAAACAACGUCUGA